Molecule: messenger RNA, 2469 nt
Organism: Suillus fuscotomentosus
Lineage: Eukaryota; Fungi; Basidiomycota; Agaricomycetes; Boletales; Suillaceae
Product: ADC synthase
Exons: 4
Coding region: 1-2259 (752 amino acids)
Biological process (GO): L-tryptophan biosynthetic process
Source: RefSeq, a predicted model, not a curated record
AUGAGUCCUGAACCCCAAAGGAUUUUGCUGGUCGACUCAUAUGACUCUUUCACGUACAACUUAGCAGCGUUGUGUCGGAAGGCUAUCCCAAACUGCUACGUGCACAUCAUCAAGAAUGAUGACAUAGAACUUAAAGAUCUAUCAUCAUAUCUGCCCUAUUUCUCCGGUGUCAUCGUCGGCCCCGGCCCAGGAUCCCCAGAUAUUCCAGAGGACAUUGGUCUCGUCAAAGACCUAUGGAAGAUUGACGACGCACAUCUUUUGCCAGUUUUUGGCGUUUGCCUGGGCCUUCAGAGUUUAGCUCUUGAAAACGGGGCCAAUUUACGCAGGCUCUCUGUCGUCAAGCAUGGUCAUGUGUCUACCGUCGAGCAUAAUGGCACAGAUAUAUUCAAGGGCGUCGGCCCCGUGGAUGCCGUUCGUUACCACUCCCUCCACGUCGAGCUGAGUGGUGCGAAGGAUAUUGAAGAACUUGCAUCCACACAUGAUGAAGGGAAUGGGAGGGUAGUAAUGGCCCUUAGACAUCGCACUCGACCCUUCUGGGCUGUUCAGUAUCAUCCUGAAUCAGUUCUCACGCGGGGUGGAGGUAUUGAAGUCAUGUUAAACUUCUGGCGUUUAGCGCGGACUUGGACUUUUUCUCGUGGGCGAGUCACACGCCCAUGGGAUCAGACAGCAGAUGCAAUCUUUGGCGUUCCGUGGCCAUACGUCCGCCCAUUGCCAAGCGCCCCUCGUGUCAAUACGCCACUAUCCGCUUCUACGAUAAGAUUGAGCAUCCCGGACCUGUCUGCUCCUGACAUAUGUGAGGUCUUGGGCGUCGACGAUGACUCGUCUCCCUUCGUUAUGCUAGAAUCUGCUGCACACCCAGGCCGCUUCACUAUCAUCGGCUGUUUGACUUCGACGUCCCUCCGAGUCACAUACACCAUUGGAAAUAGUUUCGUUCAUUUGGCGAAUGGGGAGUCGUGCAAUCAAAUAGAUCUGGGAUCUCACGACGUGUGGUCCUGGCUUACCUCUUUUAUGAACAAGCGGAAGGUCUCUGGCGGUUCAUCGGAAGUACCAUUCUGGGGUGGCCUCGUUGGCUAUCUCAGUUACGAACUCGGUACCGACUCUCUCAGAGUAUCAGCAGAUCGGGUAUCUAGCCAGACACGACACCCUGAUGUCAAUCUCGUAAGACGACAACGAAUGGCUGACAGGAAAUGGCCGAACAGCUUCACUCUGCCGCCCGUAAUUAUUCAACAUAUUCUUCGUAUAAUACUACGUCCUUAUUCAACCAAGGCGCGGCCAAAUACGUCUACUGUCAUUUUACCAGACCGGGACCUCUAUAGAUCCCGCAUUAAUCUUGCGAAAGAGCAUCUCUUCGCCGGAGAAUCCUAUGAGCUGUGUCUUACAGCUAAUACUCACAUCACUUUGAACGACCCGUUGGCACCCAAGGCUUCAUCGACAUACUCCCCAUCCUGGCAGCGUUAUAAACAUCUUCGCGAGCUCAACCCCGCCCCUCACGCUGCGUACCUUCGGUUGCAUCCAACAACCUUACUAGCCUCGUCACCAGAGCGGUUCCUCUCAUAUACUCGUCCACCUGGAACUACAUAUAAACUAUGUCCCGUCAAGGGUACCUUACGCAAGGGCCCUCAUAUCACCCGUGCUGUUGCUGAGCAAGCGCUCAGGGGCAGCCAGAAGGAGGUUGCCGAAAACCUCAUGAUUGUCGAUCUUAUUCGGCAUGAUAUGCAUGGAGCUGUUGGGGAGAAUGUAGAAGUCAAACAAUUCUGCACUGUAGAGGAGUGCAAGACGGUGUGGCAGCUUGUUAGCGUCAUCGAAGGCCAGUCAGCAGGAGGUGCCGAUAAAACUGCCAGCCACUAUGCUAAUGGCGCACUGGGGUGGGAGGUUCUCAGACGCAGCUUACCCCCGGGUAGCAUGACUGGAGCCCCGAAGAAGCGCAGUGUUGAGAUCCUACAAACAUUGGAAGACGAGGAACGCAAUGUUUAUUCUGGUGUUUUUGGUUACUGGUGCGCUGGAGGUGGUGGAGACUGGUCUGUUACCAUCCGAAGUUGCUUCAAAUACGAUGAUCGAUACGAAUGCGAUGCUCAUUCGUGGACGGAAUUCAAUAAUCCCGAUUUCUACCCUGGCGUUCACGAGCCGGAGCAAUGGGUGAUUGGCGCUGGAGGAGCCAUCACUGCGCUGUCCGAUCCUGAUGCAGAGUGGGAUGAGAUGUUGGCAAAACUUCAGUCGGUCCUGCGCGUUUUUGGCGCGGCUGUUCCUCGUGGGCAUUAGUGGAGACUUAUGUUAUUUCAACGGCUACCUACUUAAUCGUCUUAUACACUAACUGAAUUCAACUUCACCACCUUUUUUCAGCAGCUGAAGAACCAGUCACGAUUGGUUUCGUGGGUGAGUUUGCAUUGCACGUAGUCUUCUAUCUUCCUUCGACAUCAAGUCGGGUUGGUCGUAAAUCUAAAACUCUGGUCGUCGCCGAAGAAGCCUGUU